Molecule: messenger RNA, 653 nt
Organism: Drosophila ananassae
Lineage: Eukaryota; Metazoa; Arthropoda; Insecta; Diptera; Drosophilidae
Product: thioredoxin-2
Exons: 1
Coding region: 147-560 (137 amino acids)
Source: RefSeq, a predicted model, not a curated record
GCUAAGACAUGUUCGUCACUUAUCAUUCAAAGCCUCCUUUAAAAUAAGCCUAAAACCUAGAAUAGGAAAAAAAUCGAAAUUUUAUUGUUUUAUUUCAAAACUUAUUAAAAAUUUAGACCGUAGGGGUGAAAAAUUAGCAGUGACCGAUGGCUUCCCAGAAGAAGGUGAUCGUUAUAGAAUCAAAGAGCUUAUUUGACAAGAUGCUCGAAGACGCAGGACCCACUAAACACAUCCUUGUCGAGUUUUUUGCCACUUGGUGCGGUCCUUGUGCGAUGAUUGGUCCACGAUUGGAACAAUUGGCGGUGGAAUACAAUAACAGAAUGAUCAUCCUGAAGAUCGACGUGGACUCGAAUGAGGAACUGGCUAUUCAGUAUGAGAUAACCAGUAUGCCGACCUUCCUCAUCAUCAAGAAUCGUGUGACUCUCAUCCAGUUCGUGGGUAGCAAUGUGGACAAAGUCGUCACCACAGUGGAAAAAUAUGUGGGCAAGCCGGACGAGUUAAAGGACAGUAAGGGGAAGGCGCCCGAAGGAUCAGGGGCUCAAGCUGUUGCCAAACUGUAACGAUCCCCAGAAAAUGUUUCUUCAAGGGGGUUUUUUAGUCAGGUCAUCUGCAGUAAUCAUCAAAAUUAAAUUGUGUCGAAGGUCCUUUCUUUA